Cynoglossus semilaevis (tongue sole) is the source of this 2080-nucleotide messenger RNA. Its product is annotated as interleukin-18 receptor accessory protein-like. Gene Ontology annotation, biological process: interleukin-18-mediated signaling pathway. The transcript is spliced from 12 exons. Gene Ontology annotation, molecular function: interleukin-18 receptor activity. The record is from RefSeq and is a predicted model, not a curated record. NCBI's taxonomy places the organism in Eukaryota, Metazoa, Chordata, Actinopteri, Pleuronectiformes, Cynoglossidae. The coding region runs from base 10 to 1680 and encodes 556 amino acids.
AUUCACAUGAUGCAAACCGGACAAUUCCUGUUGUUUCUCAUCCUUCCUGUCGUCUCAGAGACCUGCUGUGUAGGAACCUACCAGAUGAAAGUACCAGUGGCUGCAGCAGGACAUCUUCACUACAGAGCCGUGGAGGGAGAGAACUUUAUGAUGCCCUGCAUCCAGUCAACACAGAACAACCUGUGGUUCAGGACUGGAGGACACGGACCAGUUGAGGAUAAUACAUCCUUUGGCUGUGGAGAGGUCUUCACUGCUGAUGUUAAACACUCAGGACAGUACGUGUGUGUAAAGAGUGGCAGCAAGUUGUUCUUACACCUCCAGGUGGUGGAGAGAAGCAGUUUGCGAUGUUUCCAGCCUGAAGAGGGCAGUGUGGAGCUCCUGAACAACGUCGGAGGAUCCAUCCUCUGUCCCGGACACAACUGCAGUGACAACAGAGAUGUUACAUGGUACAAGGGAAACGUAUCGGUGUCAGAGCUGAGAAGGGACUUCUGCGUGAAGGACGGUCAGUUACUUCUCUGUGAAGUCAAAGGCAAAUAUGACAACGGAUUGUAUUUCUGUGACCGACGAGUCGAGGAAGAAGGAAUCACGUGGACGUUCAGGAGGGCAGUGAAAGUCACUGUCGUAGCUCACAUAACAGCCAGUCAUCCUCCCAGGAUGGUGUAUCCUUUCGCCAACAUGACAGAAAAAGUAGAAAUGGGUCAACCUCACAAUCUGACCUGUGAGGUGUUUUUCCCUUAUGAGAAGAACCUCAAAGCCAACGUGCAGUGGUUUGUGAAUUAUGGUGGCAAUAAGGAGCUGAUGACUUCACUGGAGAUGAGCGGCUCACAGCUCAGGUCAGAUAUACUGGAGGAAUACCGGAUCAUACAGAGAGGCAUCAUUCAGGAAGUGACUCCUCAACACUUGAACCACACGUAUACCUGCUUUGCCAACAACACAGCUGGAAAUGUCAGUGUCACCGUCGGGCUUGAAGAGAAGGUCAAAUGGCCGUCACUGGUGGUGUAUCCUGUCUCAUCUGUGCUGCUGGUCGUAGUGGUGGGAGUUAUUGUGUAUUUGAUGAGACUGGAGCUUCAGAUUAUCUACAGAUCCCACUUUCACUGUGGAAGACAUGAUGAAGAUGAGAAGAUGUUCGACGUGUUUCUCUCAUAUGUGUGGAGUCCAGAGAAAGAAGCAGCUAAUUUCUACAUAAAUACGGAGGAGGAGGAGGAGGAGGAGGAGAAUACGGAGGAGGAGGAGGAGGAGGAUGAAGUCAGCCAACGGUCACUGUCACUGCUGCUCCAUCAGGUGUUGGAAGGAGAGUGGGGGUAUCGCCUCUGCCUCCCAGAGAGGGACAUCAUUCCAGGAGGAGCGUACACAAAGGAUAUCGUUCUCGCACUACAGAAAAGCCAGAUGUUGAUUUGUCUGUUGUCAGCUCACUACUUCUGCAGCAGCAAUGCUGUGUUCGUCCUGGAAUCGGGAAUCCAGGCCUUGCUAAAAAACUCUGGCCUCAAACUGCUGCUAAUAAGAACCCGGAGAGAUUCAGCCUCAAUGUUCCAGGAGGCCCAGCUCCCUUCACUGGUCCAAAGGUCCUUGAAGGUGCUACCAAGUCUUAUGUGGACAGGGGAUCAACCUGACAGAGUGUCCUGCAACUUCUGGAGGUCUUUAAGAAAAAACAUGCCUAAAUACCAGGUCAAGAUGAAAUAAUUGUUGUCAUUUAUUACCUAACAAUACAAAACACUUUUACUAGUCUAAGGUUUUUAAGCCAACAAAUCAUCAUUAAGCACUGAUGAUGAGUAAAACUUUGAAUCAAAACCCAUGACCUUUUUUGGAUUUUUUAAGAGUUUAUUUCACCAUCGCCUCAAAGAUUGGGGAAAUUAUUUUGAAGUUUCUGCACCAUGAAGUGUUCAAUUUACUUUUUGAGGUCAAAAAGAUUUUCAAACACAGGAGAGGUGAUACAACUGUAAAAAGAGACUUCAGUUAAUAUCAGAGGAGUCAUUUUGACCAUAUGAAUGAAAAUCAUUAAAAAAAAAAAAUUUGGGGAAAACUGCAGAGACGAAGCUGUUGCAAUGAGGUGACAGCAAAAAAUUUUAAUUAACAUAGUUUC